Messenger RNA from Prunus avium (sweet cherry), 887 nucleotides. Its product is annotated as tumor necrosis factor receptor family protein. The record is from RefSeq and is a predicted model, not a curated record. NCBI's taxonomy places the organism in Eukaryota, Viridiplantae, Streptophyta, Magnoliopsida, Rosales, Rosaceae.
UCGAAUUGCAAAUGCACGUGAGCAACGCGUGACAUUGAUGAAAGAAAGAGGGUUUUCGGCUCCCUAAACCCCUUGAUCCAAUUCCAAUUUUCCAGUGAAAGAAGCAGUGAGGAAGAAGAGCGAUUGCGUUGUAAGCUCGUGGAAUCGGGAGAUGUGGUUUGGCAGUGGCGCGUUUAGGGCUUCCACUUCGACUGGAAGUGGUUUGAUUACAAACGCCACUGCGUUUGUGAGGCAUUUCUCUCGGAAGCGCGCAGAGAAUUUGAGGAAAAUCAACCCCAAAGUGAGCUUUCCGGAGGCUAACUCCAUUGCUCGUGAUCUAUACGACGUCGUCAAGCAACAUGGCCCUCUCACCAUCUCCAAUACUUGGGUUCAGGCUAAGGAUUCUGGUCUCAGUGGAUUGAACAGCAAAACACACAUGAAGAUAAUGCUAAAAUGGAUGAGGGGAAGGAAGAUGCUGAAGCUGUUCCCCAACCAAGUUGGUUCCACCAAAAAAUUCUUGUUAUGUUCACUGCCUGAAGACCCUGAAGUUACUGAAUUUAGAACUUCCUCAGCAGUGAAGGUCCAAAAUAGGAAGCCUUCCGUGAAGCGCAAAAAGCAAAAGAAAUAAGAAGUCUGCCUGAGGCUUGGACCCUAUCGCCUUGCUCAGCGUGUUCCAUUGUGAUUUCAGUGCUCCCUUUAGCUGUAUGAGUCAACUUUUCCCUUUCCUACUUGUGCUGCUAUCAAUAGAUGUUUAACUAAUCUAUGGUUGUCUUUGGAAAUACUGUUCUUUUUGUUUUGUCCUCUUUUCGGAUGAGUUUAGGUCCGGUAGUGAUUACAGGUUGCUUGUAUAAUUUAGGAGGACAAAUUUGAUCAUUGAAAUAAUAUUGGUGGCAGAUGUUGUUUCGAAU